Chara braunii is the source of this 3917-nucleotide messenger RNA. The record is from the annotation of a GenBank genome assembly. NCBI's taxonomy places the organism in Eukaryota, Viridiplantae, Streptophyta, Charophyceae, Charales, Characeae.
GGUUGGUCUUCCCUCUGUGUCUGUGCGUGUGCNAGAGAGAGAGAGAGAGAGAGAGAGAGAGAGAGAGAGAGAGAGAGAGAGAGAGAGGAGAGAAGGAGAGGAGGAGUGGGAGGAAAGGAGGAGAAGGAAGAGGAGCGGAAAUGGAUGCGCCGCCGACAGACCCGACAGACGUAACGCUGGAUAUGGCGGCGGAUGUGUCCGCUUCCGGAGCGACGGAGGCUGCUGGUCCGGACACGACAGCAUCCGCAGCGGCGGCGAUGGAGAUUGAGGCAGACGAGCGGCAAGGGAUGGAAGAAGAUGUCAAUCGCGGCGAGAAGAUGGCCAUGGCAUUGACCAUGGAUGGCACAGAGGAGACAAAGGUGGAAAGGGCGGUGAACAUGGAGGACGAUGGGGAUGACAGGUCGGAAAGGAGCGAGCGCGCGGAUAGGUCGGAUCGGUUUGACAGAAACCGCCGCGGGGACAGGGGGGAGCGCAGCAGCGACCGCGGGGAACGGGCCGAUCGAGGUGAGCGGGGUGAGCGCGGCGAUCGGCGGGAGCGUGGCGAUCGCAGCGACCGCGGUAGUUAUCGCUACGAGCGGGAGAGAGGAGAUAGAGGAGGUGAUUAUCGAGGAGGGGAUCGCGGCGAUCGGUCGGAAAGAGAGGGCCGCGCGGACCGCGCCGACAGGGGUGACAGGGGGGAACGCGAAGAUAGACGGGAUCGCUUCGAGCGGGAAGACAGACGAGACCGUGGAUAUCGCGGCGGCAGCGGAGAUAGGCCGGAGCGCGGCGGCGAUUCCUCUUAUCGCGAUUAUCGCGGAAGCCGGCGGCGCAACGAGCGCGAGGGUGGAGGAGGAGGAGGCGGAGGAGGAGGAGGAGGAGGAGGAGGGUUUGCUCGACGGCAAGGGCCUGAAGAUGGCAAGCGCAUGCGAAGUGAUGACGGUGCCGGCGCUUUCGGCUGCCCACGGUGGAGACUCUACCUGAUACGCCUCGGUGAUAAAUUUGUUGACGGCCAACCUGCUGAAAUGGAGGUGGAAGAUCAACUCGAAGAACUCUCGUCUUUCUUGAGGAGCGAUAUCCCCAGAGCGGGUGAUGAAAUUUUGCAGACGCUGAUGGAAUGCUCCCUGGAGCUUCCCCAAAAAUCUCCAUUCUAUGGUACUUUGAUCGGUCUUCUUAAUGUCGACGAUACCAAUCAGGAGUUCGUUUCAAGGAUAGUCGAGAGGACGUUUAUGGGACUUCAGUCUGCUCUGGACGAUGGGCAGCAGAACAAGUUACGCCUUCUUCUUCGCUUUCUCGUCGUGCUGAUGAACAACUUCGUGGUUCCUGCUGCUACGGUCGUCGAGGUGUUUGAUGUCCUGUUUGCAUCUGCUGCAAGGACCCUGGAUGAGAACGAGGGUAAUCAAGCAUGGCAGCCGCGUGCAGAUUUCUACAUCUAUUGUGUGCUAGCGGCUUUGCCUUGGGGAGCUGCCGAACUUGCCCAGCGCGUCCCAGAUGACCUUCAGCGGGUGAUGGACACAAUCCAAUCUUACAUGGAGUACAGGGUGCGCAUCAACGAAUCAGCACUGCGUGUGUUUGACGAGUCUCUGGAGUCCGACGACCCAAUGGAGGAGAAGGAUUACCUGGAGGAUCUAUGGUGGCGGGUGCAGACGAUGCAAUUGAACGACUGGAAGGUUGCCAGUGUGCCUGCGCCCCACGUGGCAUUUGCAGACCGGCUGUCCUCCACGGGGCAAUCGCAUGCCUUUGCGGAGCAUCUUUUGGCACGCCAGGUCCCCAAGGCGCCCGCCAACAGCACAGCGCUCACAAUCGGCAGAGAAAGGCACAGCGUGUCGGAGGUCUACCCCCCAAGAAUGAUGCGGCUGCACAUCUUUCCUCGUUCAAAGACCGAUGAGGCCAUGCAGCCCAUCGACUCGUUUAUCGUGGAAGAGUACCUUCUUGACGUCCUCUUCUUCUUGAAUGGGUGCCGAAAAGAGUGCGCAUCUUACAUGGUUGGCCUGCCGGUGCCUUUUCGCUACGAGUACUUGAUGGCAGAGGUGGUAUUUUCGCAAAUGCUGUCGUUGCCAAAGCCACCUUUCCGACUCAUUUACUAUACCAUAGUCAUGGUCGAUCUGUGCAAGGCUUUGCCAGGUGCAUUUCCUCCUGUGGUUGCUGGAGCGGUGAGGGCUCUGUUCACGAAGAUUGAUCAAAUGGACGUUGAGUGCCGGAUGAGGCUUGUGCAGUGGCUUGCACACCAUCUGUCCAACUUCCAGUUCAUUUGGCCGUGGGAUGAAUGGAGUCAUGUGUUGGACCUGCCCCCUUGGGCUCCCAAGAGAGUUUUCUGCCGUGAGGUCCUGGAAAGGGAAGUGCGACUCGGGUACUGGGAGAAGAUCAGGGAGAGUUUGCUUGAGCAAGGGAAGACAGAGAGGUUUCUCGACUUGAUGCCGCCUAAGCCUGAACCUAACUAUAAAUACAAGGGUGCAGAGGAUGCCAAGGAGCGGGAAUCAACACAGCCAAUGGAGGACAAUUCUGAGCAGCAGCAUGAUGGGGACAAGACGGAGAUAGACGGAGGAGGAGGAGGCGGAAGAGGAGGAGGGAAAGAAGGGCAAGGUGGCGAAUUGGAGAAGCAGCAGAAGAAGCAAGAGGGACCGAAGCCAGUGGACCCGGUUGAACUGGCAUUAGCUAACGAGAUGGUGGGGCUCAUUCGUGCCAAAAAAUCAGCACGUGAAAUCAUUGUCUGGAAAGACGAGAGAGUUGUUCCUGAGCAUGGGCCCCGGUUAGCCUUGGAGGUGGUCGCUCAGGUGAUGCUCCUGCUUUGCUCAAAGAGUUUCACACACACGAUGACGCAUCUGGAGAGGUACCAGCCUCUUCUCAGCAAUUGUGCCCCCGACUUGCAGAUGCAAAAGGAUCUGGUCGCUAUUGUGGCGGAGUUCUGGAAGUUGUCCGCGCAAAUGACAGCCAUCACGAUUGAUAGAAUGAUGGGGUACAGGAUCGUAUCCAACCUUGCGAUAGUGGAGUGGGUGUUCUCAGAGCGUUGCAUGCUGCAUCUGCAUGUGUCGGAUCACGUGUGGGAGGUGCUAUACAACGCAAUGAACAAAACGAUAAACAAGACAAGUGAUCUUCGAAAAGACAUGGCCUCUGCGGCGAAGGUAGCUGCCGAGGCAACAAGCAUGCUGGAAUCUGCCAGAGCAAAUGAGGCUGCAGCAGCGGCGGAGGCAGAGGCACAGGCACAGGCAGAGGCACAGGCACAGGCACAGGCCUCCUCGGAGACCGACGUUGAUCCGACUAGGGCAAGGGAAGCUAAGGAAGCAAAGGAGAAACUCGAGAGGGCACGGGAGGUAGUAGCAAGGGCCGACGAAAAGGCGGACGCGGCCGUAGAGGCCGUGGAAGUCAAGAGAGCCUUGCUGACCAGGGCGCUCGCUGAGCAGCAGGCACUUUUUGUUGCCGUCUUCAGGAAAUUCUCAAGUCUGUUGACAGAAAGGCUCAGGGCAAUGGAUGAAGGGCGAAUUGUUCCAUUGAACCCCCCCCCCAACAGAGCAGGAGUGGCGUCUCGAAAUUCGGAGGAGGAGGUGAAUGGAAUGGAAGCGGAGGAGAAUGGGAGUAGUGGGGGGAAGAAGGAGGGUGGUGCAGAACUGGAAGAAGAGUCGCAAUCGAAAGCCGCGGCGGAGGUUGCUGAAGAUGAAGAUUUGAUCUCAGAAGAAAUGCAGUGGCAGCAGAGCACAUUGGGGCAACUGUUUGCAAUUGCAAGGCUUUAUGCUGCAGAGAUAUGGCCGUUGAUGGAGAAGCUUGAUGAAGAGGUAUUCACGGAAGCUGUAGAUGACCGUGUUAUAGAGACUGUGUAUAUCGGCCUCCAAAGGCCACUGACUUGAGGAGUGUGUGCCAUAGAGACUCCACAUGUUAUUGACGAUCCAUCGUCAGAGGUUGUGUUAUGAAUGUGGUAGUAGAAACAACAAAGCAUAUGAGGAGGG